Messenger RNA from Jaculus jaculus (lesser Egyptian jerboa), 1088 nucleotides. RefSeq names its product estrogen receptor binding site associated antigen 9 (gene Ebag9). Gene Ontology annotation, cellular component: secretory granule. Bases 116 to 757 code for a protein of 213 amino acids. The record is from RefSeq and is a predicted model, not a curated record. Lineage: Eukaryota; Metazoa; Chordata; Mammalia; Rodentia; Dipodidae. The transcript is spliced from 8 exons.
CCUCCCUUGACAAAUAAAAGUCUGGAUACCUUUUAUUUCCUCCCUCACCCCUUGGUUGAAGUGCCUAGAACAACCUACAGCUUUGAAUACAUUUGGAAAAGUGUUGAUUCCCAGCAUGGCCAUCACUCAGUUUCGGUUAUUUAAAGUUUGUACCUGCCUAGCAACAGUAUUCUCAUUUCUGAAGAAGUUAAUAUGCAGAUCCGGCAGAGGAAGGAAAUUAAGUGGAGACCAAAUCACUUUGCCCACUACAGUUGACUACUCCUCAGUUCCUAAACAGACAGAUGUGGAAGAGUGGACCUCUUGGGAUGAAGAUGCACCUACAAGCGUCAAGAUUGAAGGAGGGAAUGGGAAUAUUGCAACACAGCAGAAUUCUCUGGAACAACUGGAACCUGACUAUUUCAAGGACAUGACUCCAACUAUAAGGAAAACUCAGAAAAUUGUUAUUAAAAAGAGAGAACCACUGAGUUUUGGCGUCGCAGAUGGCAGCACAGGUUUCUCCAGCAGACUGGCAGCAGCCCAGGACCUGCCCUUCAUUCACCCAUCUUCUGAGUUAGGUGACUUGGAUACCUGGCAAGAAAACACCAAUGCAUGGGAGGAAGAGGAAGAUGCAGCUCGGCAAGCAGAAGAAGUUCUAAGGCAGCAGAAAAUGGCAGACAGAGAAAAGAGAGCAGCAGAACAGCAAAGAAAGAAAAUGGAGAAGGAAGCACAAAGGCUGAUGAAGAAAGAGCAGAGCAAAAUUGGUGUGAAACUUUCAUAACAACAAAUGCUCCUGUAAUGUCACAGUGCCAGUAGGAGGAAUCUGGGCUCCACAACUUGCAUAACAUUUAUGUGGGCUUAAGAGUAUUUCCAGAACAUGAACAUGCUGCUUGAUUUUAAUGUAUUCAUCAGGCCAUCUGGGACACCAGGAUUCUCCCACAGUCAUUGAACUCUUAGUAACUAAGACUCAGAAGAACAAAAAUAAGACAAUAUUUUUUUCAACAUUUUCCAAAUAUGAGACAAUUGUUUGCUGUGUAGAGAAGUUAUUACAAAUGAAAUAUGCCAGUACCUCUAAAGCUAGUGUUUCUAGCUAAAUAAAUGGGUGUAAAUAA